Molecule: messenger RNA, 3370 nt
Organism: Paramormyrops kingsleyae
Lineage: Eukaryota; Metazoa; Chordata; Actinopteri; Osteoglossiformes; Mormyridae
Gene: hsd3b7
Product: hydroxy-delta-5-steroid dehydrogenase, 3 beta- and steroid delta-isomerase
Biological process (GO): steroid biosynthetic process
Molecular function (GO): oxidoreductase activity, acting on the CH-OH group of donors, NAD or NADP as acceptor
Source: RefSeq, a predicted model, not a curated record
CGUAACCCUAACCCUCGUUAUAAAUUCGUCUGUAGCGCUUUAAUCAUACUUAGGAAUAUCGGGAGGGAGGUAGUCUGUAUCAUCUGCUGUUGGUUUCCUCCUCAGGGCUGCGACUCUUCGUGCCACCAGUAUCUGCGGCGUAAGGAGAAGCCUGAUCUGAAAAUACAGUAAGCUCAGUGCGAAAAUAGAUCGGGAUCAGGGACAUCUGAUACGCAACCUUAAAAAACAUGGGUCUGAUAUACUUAAUUACCGGAGGCUGCGGCUUUUUGGGGCAGCAUCUGCUCAGAGUCCUGCUGGAUCAUGAAGAGAGAUUGACAGAGAUCCGCCUGUUUGACAAGCAGACCAACCCCGACCUUGCAGCGCACAGCACAGAGCGGGUGAAGGUGCUGGUGAUACAGGGGGACGUCACGGACCCCAGGAGCAUGCUGGAGGCCAGCCGGGGAGCCGACCUGCUCAUCCACACAGCCAGCCUGGUGGACGUGUGGCACAGAGUGCCCCAACAGGCCAUUCAUGCGGUCAAUGUCACAGGGACAAUCAAUGUCAUCAAUGCCUGCAUAGAAAAUAAGAUCCCAUAUCUAGUUUACACCAGCAGCAUGGAAGUAGUGGGACCCAACAUCAAGGGAGACCCUUUCAUCCGUGGAGACGAGGACACUGUGUACAACGUGCACCACGAUAUGCCGUACCCCAGGAGCAAGGCCCAGGCGGAGAGGCUGGUGCUGGAGGCCAAUGGCAAGAAGCUGGUUGGGGGGGCUUGCCUGCACACCUGUGCCCUGCGUCCCACUGGCAUCUACGGUGAGCAUCACCAGCUUAUGCGGGAAUUCUACGAGAAGGGGGUGCAGGCGGGUGGCUGCAUCAUCCGGGGCGUCCCACCCAACACGGAACAUGGCCGCGUAUAUGCAGGGAACGUAGCCUGGAUGCACCUCCUGGCUGCGCGUGCCCUGCAGGAGCAGCCCCACACGCUGGGAGGAGAGGUGUACUACUGCUACGACGACUCGCCCUAUAAGAGCUACGAAGACUUCAACAUGCAGUUCCUGUCAUACUACAACUUCCGCGAGCUGACCGUGCCAGUCUGGAUUCUGAAGCUCAUGGCUUGCGUCAAUGACUUCCUACGUAUGGUUCUGAAGCCCGUGUACAACUACACGCCCCUACUGAACCGUUACACACUGGCCGUGGCCUGCACGUCCUUCACGGUGCGCUCUGACAAGGCCCAGCGCCACUUCCAGUACAAGCCGCUGUAUGACUGGGACCAGGCGCGGGCGCGCACGCAGAGCUGGGUGAACACAUUCCCAGUCCCAACCAAGAAUGCCUAACCAUGAAAAUACUUGCAGUUUGGCUUUGGGCAAAGAGAUGGAGAUUCCCUGAUUACUGUCAAGUUGAGGCUUGACAUGAAGUGACUGCCCUCUAUUGUUUUCUCAUUCUUCCUUGUUCAGGAACAGUGAGAUUGUAUGUUGUUCCAUAGGCAUACUAAAUGGAAAUGUAGCAAUAAGCAUCUUUCAUAUGAAGUGUGACGUCCACUACCUUGGAGACCCAAUGUCCCUUUAACAAUGGAGUCGGGUUUCCAUAAGUAAAUCCGUAACUGAAAACCAACAUUAGUUGGUUUUGCUGAUGUUUAAUUGACCGUUAAUAGUCCUGAAUAUUAUUAGCUUUGUACAGCUGUAAUCAUAUUAACCCUCUCAAGGCAGGCGUUGCUGAUUUGCACCAGUUAAAAACUAACUACCUUAUUACCCCACAUACAUAUUUUAUGAGUUUUUUUUACUCAGAAGUACCACUGCAGGACUUGGUUGUCCUGUCGUUACUAAAACUUAAUUUGAGCCUGAAAGGGUUCAUUUGUAGAAAAUUUUUACAUUUAAAGUAUUUUCAUUUAAUCCAAAAUAACAUAUUCGUGUAUUUAUCAAAUAGACUUAUACAAUUGUUAUAGUGUAACAAUCUAUGUCUUAUAAUUAAUAUUUAUAAUUUAGUAUAUGAGAUACAGUAUUUAAUAUAUUAUUACUACAAAAGACGGAGUAACGCAAAACGGUGUUACAGUUGCCAUAGCAAUAAGAUAUUUUGAAAGCACCGUCUGUGUGCGUUUUGGGCUUUGCUUUCUAAUAAAUUCCAUUGUCUGACAGCAACUUGUGGUUUUCAGUGAGGCUCAUUCCCUCCUUACCAGGAUUCCUUGAUUUUAAAAAUAAAUCCCUGAAAUGGGACAUAAGAGCAGCACUUUUCCAGAAUGUGCUGUCAUUUCCUGGGCGAGGAUUUGCUAGUUUGCUUAUACCUAAAGUAAUUAUACUAUACAUGCAAGUCCAUGCUGUGUGUUGUGGGUGUUGGAAAAGUGCAGGUCCUACAAUUGGUUUGUGAAGUUUCUGAAGAGGAAAUUCAAUUGUGAAUUGUGAAGAAGAAGUUAAAGAAAUGGUCUUUCCGUAUGUGUUUGUAACAAGAGGAAUAAUAUUUUCCUGAAGCGAGAGUGAGUGAAACCGAGAGACGGGAGUUCCCGUCUUCCACAGGCUCAGAGGGAUCCCCAUGAUGUCAUUAGUUCAGUGGUUUUCCACAGAGAUGUGAUCAAUAUUUACACUGCAGUGAGGUGGUAACGUGGAGAGUAUAAUUUGUCUGACUCAUAAGCUUAGAGAGUGAAUUACGGCAGUGGAUUCCAGAUUGCUGCUGCUGGUUUAUAAUGUUUCCUUAGAAACCAUACAGACUGGUCAGUACUAAAAAAGGCUAUCAUGAAGUGUCUUAUGUGUAGAUUAAACACAUUUAAUUUGUAAGUGUCUUGUUUGCAGUGUUUAUGGGUUCUUUUACUGCAGGGGUGGGCAAUCUUAUCCAGAAAGGGCCGUUGUGUAUGCAGGUUUUCGCUGCAACUCCCUAAUUAGAUUACUAAUUAGAGGACUGAUUGGCCGAAUGGUCCUCACACCCGUGCCUGAACAGCUGACCUAAAGGUUAUCCCAAAAACCUGCAUAUGCACUGGCCCUUUGUGGAUAAGAUUGGUUACCCCUGUUUUACUGUAUGACUUUCGCCACUUGGUGGUUAGGAUUAGAAAUGCAGUUUGAUAUUUUCAUUGUAAUGCUAAAGAUACUAUAGAUAUGGAAGUUACAUGGUUCACUUUAAUGGGAAGAGGAAUUUUAAUGAUUUAUUAGAGAUGUCAGAGAAACUCCAUGAUUUUAAAACCAAAUGGCUGUCAGUGAACAGGUUUUAAAAUAAGAAAUAAUUAAAGUCUUCUAAAAAUGGUGUCAAUUAUAAUAGCAUUAGCCAUCAUGUCUUGACAGCUUUUCAGUGUGUAGCUUGUAAGUCACCCUGGGUGAACCUCCACUUUAGUGCCACCCCAACAAAUACUGUGUGUCUGUUUCCCACCCCAUGACAUGUAGAACGAUACAAAUAAAUAAUGAUAAUACUGAUA